AUGUAAACAAAAUUAUUAACCAGAAGCUUCUUUAUGGACUUCAUCACAAGGAUUCCCUUGAUGUUUGAUGAAACAAUCCUUUAGAUGAAUAGAAAUGCCAGAGCCCCCAAGAAGGCUAAUCACGGAGCAAGACCAUGCUCUUCAGUUGUCAGAAGAUUGAGACAUGCUAAGCAAUAUAGAAAAUCAAGGGAAAACACUCCUUUAGAAUAGGAGGAAUUAACCUCGAAAUGGGACGAUAUUUGAAAGAGCAUUAAAUAUAAAAUAUAUUAUUGGUGUAUAUUUAAGUUGA
Molecule: messenger RNA, 289 nt
Organism: Paramecium tetraurelia
Lineage: Eukaryota; Ciliophora; Oligohymenophorea; Peniculida; Parameciidae
Exons: 2
Source: RefSeq, a predicted model, not a curated record